CUGUGAAAGGGAAAGGGAGCGAAACGAGACGAAAGAAAGAAACUCGAACUGCAAGUUGAAUCACGAACUCGAUCCUGUCUGCGCCUCAGAUCCAUAUCACACUAGAAGCAACCGGAAAUUGCCAAUGGGCCACAAAGAGACAGAGUUCGUGGUGGGACCUGAACUGAUUCAGAGAUGGGCCAAUGUGCCAAUGUGCCAAUGGUGAGGUGAGGAAGUGGAAGGCAUGCACGACUUCAUUCUCUCGCCCGGAUAAUUGACGGUAAAUGUGCAACGUCAGAGGAGGGCUCACCACGUUAUUACGGAGCGAAUCGUGCUCCGUUUUCUCUGGUGGGCAUUGGGAUGCCGUUAUCCGAAUGGCGGAGGGAAUGCGGUAAUUUCAGGAGCCGCCGAACUAUUGUCGAGGAAGACAAGAGGCCCCGUGUGCAACAUCCGAGCGGCACUUAGUUGGGACGAGAGCAAGGGAAGCGCUACGAGCACCCACCCAUGGCAUCACCAAUUGGUGUAGAAAAUCGUGACACAGGGGUGAGGCGAGUGCGUAAUGGCAUCGCGUGAGCGCAGAUCGAUCCUUUUGAUGCAAAGCGCUGCGCGAGUUCGCUCCAUGUGGGACUGCGAGCUUCGGUGCCAAACGCAAACAUGGCAUGUGCAGUCGCCGAGCGUAAGGGGAGAGGGAGGGCGGAAUCUUUGAAACGUGAGAGCAGUGAGCAGCAGCAGCAUGUUAGCCGAACCCUUUUCUCUCGUCGCCAAAGAAAGUUUCUGUUCGGGCAACAUCCGAGGCAGAGUCUUCGCAGUGCAGCAUUCUACAGGUCUCUCUCUCAGGGCCAAUCGGAGAAGAGCGGCGUGGGUGUCAGUGGGCCCCGAGGCUCAUCGGUGCGGUGCGGUGCGGUGCGGUGCAAUCGUACCGAAUUCUCGAAUGGAACUUUCCGGCUCGCUCGCAAGUUGUACCUUCGUGGACGAAGGAGACGUCGGCUGAGAGGGGUCCCGCCAUAGCUUCAACUCGGGAACGCCCCCAUUGCUCAAUUGGGGGGAGAUGUGUGAGCGUUGGAGCCGUGAGGUUAGCCGACUGAAUGUCGAUCCAACGUUUAGGCUAAUACACCGAAUAGUUCUUGUACGGUUUCUGUUCAGCAUACAGUGUUUGUGUUCUCAACGUACAGUGACAUGUGUUUUCACAUUUCACAUUACAUUCAAUCGAAUGAAGUGAAUGUCAUGGAACUGUGGCGGACUUUCCUUUCAGAUCAUGAUGAAUUGCAAACUUCGUAGUAAGCCACAUCCGUUCCAACAAAACUUCAUCUCUGUUUGAAGAAGAACUUCUAAAGAAUGAAUUACCGUCUCACUAUUUGGACCUUUUUAUUGUUUCAAUCAUGGAGAGCUUCUUGUUAGGAAGUAUAUGCAUUAUGUGAGAGGCAUACAACUGACCAAUCAUCCCGUUGAACGAGACACCCCAAAAGUUGCCUAUCUCAGCUAUCUGCCUUCAA
Molecule: messenger RNA, 1472 nt
Organism: Marchantia polymorpha subsp. ruderalis
Lineage: Eukaryota; Viridiplantae; Streptophyta; Marchantiopsida; Marchantiales; Marchantiaceae
Source: the annotation of a GenBank genome assembly